This is a messenger RNA of Anarrhichthys ocellatus (wolf-eel), 8078 nucleotides long. RefSeq names its product membrane associated guanylate kinase, WW and PDZ domain containing 2a (gene magi2a). NCBI's taxonomy places the organism in Eukaryota, Metazoa, Chordata, Actinopteri, Perciformes, Anarhichadidae. Gene Ontology annotation, molecular function: SMAD binding; type II activin receptor binding; beta-1 adrenergic receptor binding. Gene Ontology annotation, biological process: signal transduction; receptor clustering. Gene Ontology annotation, cellular component: cell-cell junction; dendrite; cytoplasm. The record is from RefSeq and is a predicted model, not a curated record. The coding region runs from base 182 to 4810 and encodes 1542 amino acids. The transcript has 22 exons.
CCCAGUUAACGCGAAGGCAGACUGAUGAUCCAGCUGCUGUGCGUGUGAGUGUGUGCGCGCUGACAUGGAUACAACUGGCGUUGGGUGUUGAAAACUGGACACAGUGUUGCGGUGACACUGGGGGGACUUCAAAGGAGCGGUCAAAACUUCUUCCACGGCCGCACUCAUGUGAUUUUGAGCCAUGUCCAAGAGCCUGAAGAAGAGGAAGAACCACUGGACUAACAAAGUCCACGAGAGUGUCCUUUGCAGGAAUGAGGAGGGGGAGCUGGGGCUCGAGUUGAAGGGCGGCGCGGAGAACGGACAGUUCCCGGUUAUCGGCGCGCUUCUCCCGGACGCAGCGGCGUGCCACAGCGGCAAACUCUUCCAGGAUGAACUCCUGCUGGAAGUCAACGACACCCCGGUGGCCGGACUCACCACCAGGGACGUGCACGCCGUGGUCAAACACAGCAAAGACCCGGUCCGACUCAAGUGUGUCAAACAAGGGGGCGUGAUAGACAAGGACCUGCGCCACUACCUCAACCUGCGCUUUCAGAAAGGCUCGGUGGACCACGAGCUGCAGCAGAUCAUCCGGGACAACCUCUACCUCCGCACUGUCCCCUGCACGACCAGGCAGCCCAAGGAGGGAGAGGUCCCGGGGGUGGAUUAUAAGUUCGUGACCAUUGACCGCUUUAUGGAGUUGGAGAAAAGUGGAGCCCUGCUAGAGAGCGGAACGUAUGAAGAUAACUUCUACGGCACCCCGAAGCCUCCGGCCGAGCCCAGCGCUCUGCUGCUAAAUGUAACGGACCAGCUGCUGCCGGGCGCCAGACCCACCUCCGAGGGCAAGAGGAAGCGUAACAAGUCGGUCAGCAACAUGGAGAAAGCCGGCAUCGAGCCCCCCGAGGAGGAGGAGGAGGAGAGACCCGCCAUCAACGGCAACGGCGUCGCUGUCACCCCAGAGUCGAGCGAACAUGAGGACAAGAGCACAGACGCCUCGGGGGACAUCGCCCCGCAGAGCAUCCCAGCAGAGGCCCCACCUGAGGCGCCCAAAGAAGACGGACAGUCCCCGAAAAUGACGCUACCCAAACCAGAGGAGAACGACGAGCUAGGUCCACUGCCGGACAACUGGGAGAUGGCAUACACAGAGAAAGGAGAGGUGUACUUCAUAGACCACAACACCAAGACAACAUCGUGGCUGGACCCGAGGCUAGCCAAGAAGGCAAAGCCGCCCGAGGAAUGCAAAGAGGAUGAGCUUCCGUACGGCUGGGAGAAAAUCGAUGACCCCAUUUACGGCAGCUACUAUGUUGACCAUAUAAAUAGAAGGACCCAGUUUGAGAACCCAGUCCUGGAGGCUAAAAGGAGACUCCAGCAGCAGCAGCAGAUGCAAAGCCAGGGUCUGUCCUCACUGCCCCUUCCCACCAUCUACAGAGAGAAGCCGCUGUUCACGCGGGACCCCACUCAGCUGAAAGGCAGUUUCCUGUCCACAUCACUCCAAAAGAGCAACAUGGGCUUUGGCUUCACUAUAAUCGGAGGAGACGAGCCGGACGAAUUCCUCCAGGUCAAGAGCGUUAUCCCCGAUGGGCCUGCCGCAGCUGACGGAAAGAUGGCCACAGGUGACGUCAUUGUCUACAUCAACGACGUGUGUGUCCUGGGCACCACCCACGCUGACGUGGUCAAACUCUUCCAGUCGGUGCCAAUCGGCCAAAGCGUCACCCUCGUCUUGUGCCGUGGCUACCCUUUGCCCUACGACCCGGAGGAAGCCGGCAACACCAGCAACAACACCACCACUACCAUCCUCUCCCCGCUGGGCAUCAUGGAGCAGCGGCCCAUCAUGGUGAACGGCCGGACGGGCUACGACAACUACCUGGACUAUCUCUCCCGCACGGCCCGCUUCAUCACAGACCCCGGCCAGGACCAGGUGAACGCCCAGCAGCAGCUUCUCACCCCUCACCCGGGUGACACCCACCUGGACGGCUCGCUUCCUCCCACCACCGGCACCACGCCUCCCGACAGCGUCUCCAUGGCGUCGUCGGGGGCCACCCAGGGGGAACUGCUGACCCUGACCAUGGUGAAGGGCGGGGAAGGUUUCGGCUUCACCAUCGCGGACAGCGCGACGGGCCAGCGGGUCAAACAGGUGCUGGAGCCUCAGGGCUGCCCAGGCCUGUGCGAGGGCGACCUGAUUGUGGAGAUUAACAAGCAACACGUGCAGGGAUUCGUACACACCCAGGUGGUGGAGCUCCUCAAGGAGUGUGCCGUGGGAGCAGAGACCAUCCUGGUGGUUCAGAGGGGUGGAACAGGUCACUAUUCACCCUGGAAGACCCCUAAGCAGGUGCUGGAGCAGUGGGAGUCCCAGCAGGGCCAGGGCAUCCCUGCACAGACCAGCCUGUCAGCCCCAGUUAUCCCCCACCACGCCCCCUUCCCAACCCACCAUCUUCACAGGGCCUCGGUCCCAGACUCAGCCACCGAGGCCUUGGCCCUGGCCCUGGCUAAACCAGACCCCUAUGACCUUUAUGAGAAGUCCAGGGCUAUCUAUGAGAGUAGGCAACCUGGCCAACCAAGGACCGUUUUUCCUGUGGACUCCUCAGCAGCGGAGUACCAGGACAUGGAGGUGCACCUGCGCAGACAGAAGUCCGGCUUCGGUUUCCGGGUGUUGGGCGGGGACGAGGCCGGGCAGCCUGUGAGUCCGGAGACGCGUGAGAAGAUUUUGAUCGGGGCGAUCAUCGAGAAGAGUCCAGCAGACGUAGACGGGCGCUUGCGGCCCGGCGAUGAGCUGCUGUUUGUGGACGGGAUCCCGGUGGUGGGGAAGCCACACAGAUACGUCAUCGACUUGAUGCACGGGGCGGCGCGCAACGGCCAGGUGAAUCUGGUCAUCAGGAGGAGGGUGCAGGGAGCAGGUGAGUCCUGUCCGGAGAACGGCCGUAGCCCGGGCUCCGUCUCCACGCAGCACAGCUCCCCACGCAGUGACUUCACUUACGCCAACAGCACCGGCACUACCCAGGCGCCCAACGCCGCCAUGGGCAAUGCCGCCGCCACUUCAGACAGGACGCCGGCCGCCAACGCGCAACCCAGCGAUGUCAUCAUCAAUCGAAAGGAGAGCGAAGGCUUCGGCUUUGUUAUCAUCAGCUCGCUCAACAGGCCCGAGGCAGCCGCCAGCAACACUGUGCCCCAUAAAAUUGGCCGCAUCAUCGAGGGCAGCCCGGCCGACCGCUGCGGGAAGCUGAAGGUGGGGGACAGGAUCCUGGCAGUGAACAGCCAGUCCAUCGUCAACAUGCCGCACGCCGACAUCGUUAAGCUGAUCAAGGAUGCGGGCCUCAGCGUCACCCUGAGGAUCAUACCGCAGGAAGAGAUCAGUAAUCCCCCAUCAGCCCCCAGCUCAGAGAAGCAGAGCCCCAUGGCCCAGCAGCACAGCCCCAAGACCCAGCCAGGCGCCGCUGCCUCGCACCCCAACCCAGCGGUCACAGAACCCAACCCUUCUGUCGGCCAGCCCAACCCGAUGCCUCACCAGAGCCCCGUGACCCAGCUGCCCGCCCCUCCGCCUCAGACCUACCCCCACGAGAGCAGUUACAGGUCAGAGGUGAAGGCGAGGCAAGAUGUUAAACCAGACAUCAGACAGCCGCCGUUCACAGAUUACCGACAGCCGCCGGUGGAUUACCGGCACCCUCCUGUAGCGGACUACAGGCAGCCCCCCACGUUGGACUACAGACACCCGCCACUGCUGGACUACAGACAGCUAGCUACCGACACCAGGCAGUUCCUGCCAGACUACCGAAUGCCACCAGUCCAAAUAACGUCGACUCUAAGGGCAUCUGAUCUCUGCUCGUCCCAGCUCUCACAGGACUUUGACUUCUUCACGGUAGAGCUGGAGAAAAGUGUGAAAGGUUUUGGUUUUAGCAUCCGCGGAGGACGGGAGUACAAGAUGGACCUGUUCGUCCUACGACUGGCCGAGGACGGACCGGCCAUCCGUAACGGGAGGAUGAGGGUCGGGGACCAAAUCAUUGAGAUCAAUGGAGAGAGCACCCAGAACAUGACCCACGCCCGGGCCAUCGAGCUGAUCAAGUCUGGAGGCAGGCGCGUGCGUCUUCUCCUGAAGAGGGGCACAGGGCAGGUCCCAGAGUACGAUAAUGCCGUCCCAUGGGAUGCUCGCCCUUCAGCCUCCCCAAGCCUGUCGGAAGUAGCCCCUCCCAUCGACAGCCUUUCCAUGCCAUCGCCUUCAUCUCAUCUGGCCCCCGACCCGCCUCACCUGCCGCCUCUGGACGUCCCGCGAGACCAGGUGGCACGAGACAGCAGGACGGAGCGUUCAAAGAGCCCCCAGAAGGCCGAGCUGCUGAGUCCAGAUCCGAUCGGCCAGGGGAGGAGAGCGGCUUCAACCGGCGGGAGUGGCAGAGCCAAGAAGGAGGGUGGCAGGUCCACCCACGUGGGACACAGAGUCCAGCCCACUACUGAGGGGGAAGUGGGCAAGGAGGGGCAGAGCGGGGAGCCCAAACCUUCCAGGACCACCAGAGGGAGGUCCAAGGAGAGAAGUACCGGGGACGACAGAGAAUCCACCGAAUCUACCAGCAGCUCCAAGCUCCCGCACACCAACGGGAACAGCGUCAUAGACGUGGAACGGUACGGCGGCGGGCAGCAGCAGCAGGUGGACUCGGAGCAGAGCAGGACCAGGCCCAGGCAGCCGGACAGGGGCCUGGGAGAGAGCCGGCCCAGCCUGCCCAGCAAGAGCACGGCCGGCAGCGCGGCGGGGAGGAAGGCCACGGUCUCUCCCGGGCCUUGGAAGAUCCCCGGAUCAGACAAGCUGCCCAGCACACUGCGCACGGGCACGUCCACGCUGAGCAGAUAACACCGCGGCUCCAGCAGAAUGCAGCGGCCACAUCUGGACGAAACCACCACACCUUCCUGUGCUCCUUCAUUCCCCCCCACCCCCCGACCCCCUCCAUCCCGUUCUCCCACAGAGUCAGGACCAAAGGGGGGACAGGGUGAUCUGGACCACGUGUUUUUAGAGUUUUAUUUAUGAUACUGUACUCUAAAUUAUUUUGAGAAAUAUUUUACACCCACCACCUUAAGAACUGGAGAAUCAUCCACUUUUUAAAAAAAAGUAAUGGAAGAGCAAGUAGAAUGUGUGUUCAAGGGACGCAAACCUUAAAAGAACUAUAUUUUGAUUUCCCCCCCGAGCAGAACUGGGGGACAAAACAUGCAAACACAAAACACCUGACAGGAAGCAGCUGUCGACUGGAUCUCUGUCUCUCUUCACGACGGAGUCUUGUUUUAUGAAAUGGAAUGUUGAAAAGAAGGUUUGCCUGUUUUUUGACGAGAGCGAAUGGAUCAAAGAGUGACAGCAGAGAUGAACUCAACAGAACUUUGCCUUAACAGAGACUGAAUGGGCCUGAAUCCAUCUUGAAUAAUCCAUCAGAUGAUUACAGACAUAGAUAUAUUAUAAUGAAUAUGUGGGAUCAUUUUUGUAAAUAAGAUCAUCUUUUAAGCGACCUGGAUGGAAAAUCUAGUCCGAUGCUGAGACGAGCCAAACGGUGCCGCGCGGACCAGAACUUCCACCACGCCGACGUCUCCCUUUUCUACUCUCCCGUUCAGCCCUGUGAUUACAGUGUGGGGUCUCAGCAGGCCUGCUGCUGCUGCUGCUGCUGUUGACUUCACGAUCUUUCUGCGCUUGAAUCAUCCCGAGUUCAGCGGGGGUGUCAUGCCAAUCCAUUUUCCUCAUUCCUGUGCUUAACGAACAAAAGGCGAUCCGCGGCGGGGGUGGCGUCCGGCCGGACGCCGAGAGAAGGCGCUCGCGUGAUACCGACCGAGGGGCAGAGUGCCUUAGACUGACAGAGAGGUUGGCUUUUAAGUCAAAAGGUUCAACUCCAAACCACUUAAGAGGGUCAAAACAGGCUGCUAUACCACAUCCACUUCACAGAUAUAAAUAAUAAACUGUAUUUUUUCAGAUUCGAGUGUGAUACGGUGAAAUACAGGAUUUAUUUCACAAGCUUACGUGUGGAAAUAAGUCCAUUGACAGAGCUAUCGAUGGUCUAUAUGUGCAAGUGCUUCAUUUCAGUGUCGUUGUCAUUGCUGGUUUCUUAAUGAGGUCUGACUUUAGUCAUUUCCAUGAAGAGUCUCUCAUAAGAGAUGCACCCAAAGUCCAAAACAAACUCAAAUCUGAUAUCGAUCUCACUUCGUCAGAAGCUUGCUCGUCUAACAACCUUUGACCUGAUGAACCAACGCAGUCCAUUUGAAAAUGAAACGUUUCUGUUAUUUCCAGAGAACAGGUCUGAUUUGUUUUAAGUGAUUCUUAGCUCCCUGUGGAUGAGAUACAGGGCGCUUUGGCUUAAAUGUGAAGUUUUACAUUUUUAUACAACCUGUCCAUUGACAUUUCGCUAAGCCCUGCCCCUCCCCCUGAGAUACUGCUGCUUGUCAGGCUUUCCAUUCUGGCACAAGGGAGGAAGAUUUCCUACUCAGAAAGUCUCAGUGAGAUUUGAAACAAAGAGUCCUUGAUUUCAGACUGAAGUAAACAAAAGCAGCUUCUGAUCUCCAGCUGGUGUCGGCUGAAAGGACGACUCACACUGAUCACAUCAGAUGUAGCUUUCUAGAUAAUAAGAGUUGUCUCCGGACGACUCUCUGACAUUUCUAGCUGACUCAUUUUAAAAAAAAGUCAGUCUUAAAUAUCCACUUGAUGCUACAUUCAUGGAGUUGUGGUAAAAGAGGGUCAAGCGACAUAUCCCAGGCAAAAGGUUAGCAUCCUCACCAAUUGAUCUACUUAUUGCAAAGAAUAACUCAUUAGAUAUGAUAAUAAACAAUGUAAGAUCAGUUAUUUGAGUCUAAAUAACACCGUGUGGUUGUUUAGCCUCCGGAGUGUCCCAGGAGAAAGGUCUUUUAGGAUGAGGACUAAGUGAAGAAGUUGGUAAAGCUAAUGCUCUCAGGUGAUGCUGGCUGGUGAACUUAAUUAAUCAAAUCAACAGAUUUGCAGGACAAUGAACCAGCGAGUGAACUAGUGAGCGGGACAUGCUGCAGGUGUUAGCAUGUCCUGCUCACUAGUUCUCUUCAGCUCCUGGGAUUUCAGUUUUGGAAAUAUAAAACCGAUUUAAACUCUUAAUUUGCUGAGACUUCAGCCGCAUGCACACGGCUUACAUCCCAAAAAGCUCUGCAGUGCCUAGUUACAGUUGCUAAGCUGUGAUUGAACACUUGAUGUUCGGGGCGGGGGGGGGUUUAAAACAAACUGUCAAUUUUGAGAUCAACAAAUCUUUUCACAGCGUCCGUAUCCUCUCUGCAGAUCUGAAAAUUGCCUGCCAAUCUUUCCCCUCUGAAUGAGACGACAUCAACAGGAGAGAGGAAAGAGCCAUAACACCAGAACAAAGGGUUCCUCCUCCUCCACUGCUGAGAGAAGUGCAAACAGUGUUUAAGGAAUGAAAGAGCAAAGGGAGACCGGUCAUUAUGUUUGCCAUUGUGAUCCGUAAUUACACAAUGAAUAAGCGGGCUGACUUUAAAGCACAAUCUCUCUCAGACGGUUUGGGAAUUAUUAAGGCGGAGAAAAAUCAUCAGCCAGGCACAAACAGCUCAGACCUUCAGUCACUUUUAGAGGGUGUGCAGGGGCAGCGUCACUAAACGAGGCCCAGAAGUACGUUGUUCCAUCCGUCAGACUGAAUGCUGCCUGCAUACUGUGUCAUCGUGCAUCAUCUGACUGGACUUCUUCUUCAUUUUAUGUUUGAAGCAGAAAAAAAAGAAAACGUGCGUAUGUUUGCUCAACCUUUGCACAACUCACUGCUUCCCACAUCUGAGCUGUCUCCAUUCAAACACAUUGUAAGUAGUUUGCUACGGAAAGCAACAAAAAAAAAAAAACAUCUAGCGGUGUAAAAAAACAAAGUGUGUUGAACUAACGGCACUAUAAAGUCCCACCCAAGCGGCUCAGUAUCACUGUGUAGUGUUAUAGCAGUGUAUAGACCCUGAAGAAAUAUCUCUAUAAAUAUGACUCCGUGUACUAUCGAUGGUCACAAAGACUGUAAGUGGAGCAACUAUUUUUAUGAAAUGCAACACUAUGGAUAUAUUAACUUUUGCAAAAAUCUUGUUUACCUGUAUGAUAUUCUGAAACGCUGUCAAAAUAAAAGAAACUCUUGACACGA